Molecule: messenger RNA, 333 nt
Organism: Racocetra persica
Lineage: Eukaryota; Fungi; Glomeromycota; Glomeromycetes; Diversisporales; Gigasporaceae
Source: the annotation of a GenBank genome assembly
AUUUUUCAAAUCCUCAAAAUAAUAAAGAAAAUUUAAUGAAAAAUAUUCAAUCAGUAAGACAUUCAAACAUUAGUGACAUUAAUCUGAGUGAAUCCGACUUCAUCUUUAGCGAAAUACCACCAAAUAGUAUUACAAUAACAACAAUUAAAACAUUACCACCAAUUCCUAAUAAGUAUGUGAAUCCGGAAGUCCCGCCAUACGAUAGAGCAUUUCAUGAGAUCACAAGUUUAGAACAAGUUUGGAAGAUGCCAUUGUUUCAUCCGUACAAAUAUAGUCCUACUUGGAAGUUUUGGUUUAUGCUUGCUUUUCUAGUUUGCCUUAUUUUAUGUGCCG